CCACAUCAUCUUAAUUUCCUGGUUUGUUUUAGCACAUUCUAAAAGGAAAAUCGGUAUUUCGUGGCGCUGCGGGCGCGGCCACUCUACUGGAAACACAAGAAAUUAGUUUUAAACAAAACAAAAUGAGUCAAUAUAGCCACGUUAAGUAUACGCAAUCGCCGACACCGUCGGUGGUUUCUGGCUAUUCGAGUGCCUCAAGGCUCCACUCGCCGCUCCCGCCGCCAGCCAACCACCGGAGAGACUGCCUCUCGGCGACCACUAAGAGCUACAAAUACCUGCGACGUCUGCUUAAGUUUAAUCAGAUGGACUUCGAGUUUGCUUUGUGGCAGAUGCUUUACCUUUUUGUGGCGCCCCAAAAGGUCUACAGGAACUUCAACUAUCGAAAACAAACCAAGUCACAGUUCGCUCGCGACGAUCCGGCGUUCUUAGUGCUCCUGGUGGUCUGUCUAUGUGUCACCUCUCUUGGCUUCGCGUAUGUUCUGGGACUGUCCUUUUGGCAGAGCAUCUCCUUCAUCUUCUAUGUGGUAUUUGUGGACUGCAUUUUCGUCGGAAUUAUAAUUGCAUCAUUCUUCUGGGCGGUAACAAAUCGGUAUCUGCGUACGAAUAGUCUGGAGCCAGAUAUCGAGUGGGGAUAUGCCUUCGAUGUACAUUUGAAUGCAUUCUUUCCGCCAUUGAUGCUCCUGCACUUCAUCCAGCUGUUUUUCUACAAUUGGCUAAUCAGCCAGACGUGGUUUAUCUCCCGAUUUUUGGGCAACACCUUCUGGUUGUUGGCUAUGGGAUACUACGUGUACAUCACUUUUCUGGGAUAUAACUGUAUUCCUCAUCUAAAAAACACCCGCAUCAUACUCAUCGCCCUGCCCAUCAUCUUUCUACUGUUUCUGGUCGUCACCAUUAUUGGCUGGAACGCCACGAUAUCCUUCGUCAACUUCUACAAGUAUCGCGUAUAUUAAUUCUAUAAAGUGCAUUGUAAAUUAUUCUGCGUUUAGCUGCUAAGCACUAUACUACAUUUAUGACUAAUAAACUAAUUAAUUUAGAGUUAUCCAAA
Molecule: messenger RNA, 1045 nt
Organism: Drosophila eugracilis
Lineage: Eukaryota; Metazoa; Arthropoda; Insecta; Diptera; Drosophilidae
Gene: Unc50
Product: protein unc-50 homolog
Exons: 3
Coding region: 123-950 (275 amino acids)
Cellular component (GO): Golgi membrane
Source: RefSeq, a predicted model, not a curated record